This is a messenger RNA of Malurus melanocephalus (red-backed fairy wren), 4237 nucleotides long. It is a transcript of the gene PRKAB2, whose product is annotated as protein kinase AMP-activated non-catalytic subunit beta 2. The transcript has 7 exons. Gene Ontology annotation, biological process: signal transduction. Lineage: Eukaryota; Metazoa; Chordata; Aves; Passeriformes; Maluridae. Gene Ontology annotation, molecular function: protein kinase binding. Gene Ontology annotation, cellular component: nucleus; nucleotide-activated protein kinase complex; cytoplasm. The coding region runs from base 2572 to 3390 and encodes 272 amino acids. The record is from RefSeq and is a predicted model, not a curated record.
GACGCCGCUGCGGGAGGCGGUGGGUGAGGCGUGGCUGCGCGUACCCGCGGUGUAGCGGUGUCCCGGACCCGCAGCGGUGCAGAUCCCGCCUGGCAGCCCCUCGAGAGGGUCCGGCCCCUGCCGCUGUGUCCCGCUCCUUGCCCGGGCCACGGCAGACCCGCGGGUGGCCGUGGGCCGAACCCGCCGUGACAGCCCCGCCAGCGCCACCGCCCCCGCCGAGCAGAGCCCGAGCCCCAUCCCUGCCUGCUCGGAGGCAGAUUUUCCGCCCCCGGUAUCCCAGCGCAUCCCCUUAACCUUACCACAACCUCAGGGCUGAGCUCUGGUUCCCUUCUCCGAAGGAGGGAGAGCCCGGGCGGAUCGGGCUGCCCUGGGCCACGCCAGCCCCAGGCGGUGUGAGUCCGGCGGGAUGCUGGACCUCAUCCCUCCCUCCAAACCCCCCUGGGAAUGCCUGCCAGUGCUUCCCAGUGCUGCUGGACAGACACCGCAUCCCUGCAUAAACCCCCUCGGGCUUCCUGCCAGGGCUUCCCAGCGCGGUCAGUGGCCGGGUGGGAGAGGCAGCAAGCGUGGCACAUCCCGGGGGGAACGGGUAUAAUGCACUUGUGUGCAUUAUACACAUUAUAACGUGUAUAAUGCACACUCCCAAGUGGGAAGGUGCGGCUGGCUGGAACCGAAGGGCCCUGGUGAUGGGGCAGGCAGGCACACACCUUGCUGCGGGCUGCGGGUGGCAGGGGCUCGCUGCCAGACCGGGAGGGGAUGUGCUGAGAUGCCGUAGGGGUUUUGUUGGGGCGCUGGUAUGGGCAGUAUUUCUAUCCGUGACUUGCACGUACCUGUGUCACACCAGCCCCUGUGCUGCAAGGGCUGGUCUGUAUCCAGGAGGGUUUGAGCUCUAGAAGGCAAUUCAAUAAAGCCAGGUACUGCAGGCUGUGCACAAAGACCUGUCCUGGCACUGCCAGGUUGCCUGUGUGUGUGAUGCAGGGGAUUCAGGUGGCACACGCCAGAAAGGAGCCACCGCUUGGGAUAUACCUCAGGAAGUGUUUGGAGAGCAUGACCCGUAAGGGACAGAGGGACUGAAUUCGUUUUAGAGAAGAGAAGGGGAAGCUUCACAUSUGUUAAUGCCUGCACGUAUCUCUCAGGUCUGUCCUGCUACAAGGGACGUUCAGCCCUUUCUACCUUCCUCCCUGUAGACAGAAGUAAAGGAGACUUAGUGGAGAUACUGAGGAACAAACUUGUCAACAGCAGCUCUGGUGGCACAGGGGCAGUUUUUGUGAGGAGCUGUCUGAACCUCCUCAGAGCAGAGGGGGAAGAUGUGAGAGCAAGAGGUACAGCUCAUCUGACCUGGAUCUUCAGGUACACUUGAUCUGCACUGAGAAGGGUGGGGGUAUGGGUUAACUGCCCACUUGAGCUGCCUUUUAGCCCUCAGGAUUAGAGAAAUACCGUAGUAAUUGCUCCAUAAUAUUCUAAAGCCUGGCUUUGGCCGGCAGCCUUGCUUGGCACCUUUUGUAUAACUUGAUCUUUUAAACUAACCUCCAAAUGUCACAAGUGAGCACAUGAAGCAAGGCUGGCUGUCCCCUUGCUUGCCCUGCAGAGCCCACGGUAAGCUGAAAGCUGCAAAAUAAGCCUGGAAGUGGGCAAGAACCCCAAACUAUCUGGGCCCCUGGAAAGUGAGUAAGGCUUUGAAAAUCCUGUGUAGCUUGCGGUGGCUUUGUUGUUUUCCUGAGAGGUGUGUAGUUGUUCAUGGCUUGGUUAGUUCUCCUGUUUUGCUUUCUCUGAGCUGGGUGAGAUUGGGGAUGGUGGCUGGGGCUGCCCUUCCCUCACCGUGUGCCUCCAGACAGCCAGGCAGACUCUGGCUAGGACACAACAAAUGGACCUCCUCCUUGUGUCGUGCUGCAGCUGACACGGUGACUUGCCUGGUGAAUCAUAAGUGAAUGCUGCUGAGAGCUGAGCUUUUUGCAGACACCACAGCAUUAGCCCCACUCCUUGGACAAGCUCCAGCUUGGGCGAUUCCACUCGGACACUUUAAAUGCUCCCUGUUGCCUUUGCCAGGCACAAGGCUCUGCUCUUCUGCCUGCGAGCUCUUGGAGACUUGUUGGGAACUGUGAAACAGCUGCUACUUUCACUCCCUGGCUGUUUUCUUGCUGGAUGUAGAGGGUUUGUCUGUACAGCCUGCCUGUAGGACUGUGAAAGAGGCUCUGUUAACGCCAGGCAGUUGAUUUGACAAUAAAGAUUGGCUUUAUUUUUCCCAUCAGCUCUACUCUGCUGGCUGCCAAGGGCUGAUGUGGGACAUGGGUGAACUGGUGUUGGUUUUGGAGUCUAACAAUUAUCAGCUUAACUAGAGUGAUGGUUCUUAAGGAUAUGGCUAUAAUUAGGUCAAGCUGUUUUGUUUGUUGAAUUCCUAUUCAGCUCCCAAACUUGGUAGUGGGAAUGAACUUGGGGCCUUUUUUAGGAUUGCUGUUCAUCUCUGCUGACGAAGAACAUUGAGAAACUGCUCCUUUUCUCCUUUCCUUGCUGCCAGAGCCCAUGGGCAGAAGCAGAGUGUUGUUCUCUCUCCCUGCCAGGGGCUGCUGAGUUGUCAUGGGGAACACCACCAGUGAACGGGUGUCUGGGGAGCGCCAUGGCUCUAAAUCCCACCGCUCAGAUGGCUCCAGUGCCUCCCACCCCGCCAAGGAGCACCCACACAAGAUCAUGGUGGGCAGCACUGAUGAUCCCAGCGUUUUCAGCUCCCAUGACUCCAAGAUUUCUGGGGACAAGGAGUUUGUGUCGUGGCAGCCAGAUCUGGAGGAGUCAGUGAAACCGUCCCAGCAGGCUCGUCCAACUGUCAUACGCUGGGCCGAUGGAGGCAAAGAGGUCUUCAUCUCUGGAUCCUUCAACAACUGGAGCACCAAGAUCCCGCUCAUCAAGAGCCACAACGAUUUUGUUGCUAUCCUGGACCUCCCAGAAGGAGAGCACCAGUACAAAUUUUUUGUGGAUGGCCAGUGGGUCCAUGAUCCGUCUGAGCCUGUGGUUACCAGCCAGAUGGGGACGAUAAACAACCUCAUCCAYGUCAAGAAGUCUGACUUUGAGGUGUUCGAUGCAUUGAAGGUGGAUUCCCUGGAGAGCUCAGAAACCUCAGAUUUAUCCAGCUCCCCACCUGGACCUUAUGGCCAAGAGAUGUACGUAUACCGGCCCGAGGAGCGCUUCAAAUCCCCACCCAUCCUCCCGCCUCACCUCCUCCAGGUCAUCCUCAACAAGGACACCAACAUCUCGUGUGACCCAGCACUGCUGCCUGAGCCCAACCACGUCAUGCUCAAUCACCUCUAUGCGCUCUCCAUCAAGGACGGCGUGAUGGUGCUSAGUGCCACGCACCGCUACAAGAAGAAGUACGUCACCACGCUGCUCUACAAGCCCAUCUGAGCCCAGGCCUCACACGCACCCCACACAGGACACRAAAUGCCGCUUUGUCUGCACACACUGGGCCACAGGACUGUGUGACAACUGGCCACUGGCUUCAGCCUCGAACCUGGCAGGGACACGGGGGCCUGUGACAAACUCAGGGCCACUGGGGCCUGUGACACUGUCCCAUCCUACUGGUGUGGUUUGAUUUAGCCCUUGGUUUCCACCCACCUGCAGCUUCCCUUGGCUUCUGUGAGUCUCUGGGACCACUUUGCUGCUCACCAGAACAGCCUCUCCUCACGCCCAACACGGAAAGGGCUUCACCCUGCCUGUCUUCUCCAGCCUGUGAGGGCCUCAAGGUGGUCCUGGCACUGCUCCCAGUCCAGGCUCCAGGAACACAUCCUGUUCUUUAGAAGGUUGCGCUGCUUUCCUGGUGAUGAAUCUCCAAGGCCACCUUGUUUGCUAGGGACUCUGUGACACCCCAGCCUGCUUUCUGGCCUCUGUCCCACAGCCCUGGCUGUGGGGCUGCCCCCCAGCUUUGAGGAGGACUCUGCAGCUCCAGCCCUGUGCCAGGUUCAGCGUUGAGCCAGCAAGACAGACGGUACAGCUGGACACAGCCACUCUUACCUGCUGCUGGGAGAGCACUGUCAAGGACUGCAACACCCUGUCCCCAAUAUCAGGUGCUUCUUGUGGGACAGGGCUGAUUUUGUCACAGCCUGAGGGGCACCAGCACGUGCCCACGCUGGAGGGGCCUGGGAAGAGCAGAGCUGGGCAGGCACUCCAGGACCCUGACUGCACCACCUGCUGCCACAGCAGUGCCAUGGGACAGGGGGUUCUCUAUUUAUUACAGUAUUUAUUGUUCUCAGUG